Molecule: messenger RNA, 516 nt
Organism: Suillus bovinus
Lineage: Eukaryota; Fungi; Basidiomycota; Agaricomycetes; Boletales; Suillaceae
Exons: 2
Coding region: 1-516 (171 amino acids)
Source: RefSeq, a predicted model, not a curated record
AUGAUUACUCGCAACUUUUUCGCUUGGAAUCCGAUUCACAAGGACCAUGCCACACUGGCAAGGUCCGUGAAGGGUAGCUACAUGAAUUGUUCGGCACUCAUGAACUUGAUGGAAGUUAAAAUGGAUCAAAUUCAAGGUAAGCUCAACUCUCUUCAAGCUUUCCCCCUCACAACAUGGCUGACCAGUGUGGUCUGGGUGCAGAUGGAACUCUCCUUGACGCCAGUCAAAUCCGAUGGUACAACAAUCCCGACGACGAUACUCCACUGCCUGUGCUUCCCGCUCAGGCACAUCGCUCAACUCGUAUCCCACGCCCUGCACCCAAGCUUGUUGACCCCAACAACUGCUGUCUUGCGCAAACGCAAGGCUAGCAGGUCAGUGGUCACGAGUGAGGGCUCUGAGGGGGAAAGUGACUGUGAAGGAGACCAGGAUAAUGGGGUAACUACGGAUGCAGCUACUGACAUGGAUCAUGAGACAGAUAUCGACGGCAUCACCCCCUCCGAGCCUGCUUCACAGUAG